AUGAACAAAGUACCUCUGAAGUGCCUUUUUAAACAUUACCAGCUGCUUGAUUAUGUUCUUGGGAAGAAGCAUUCUGCACUUCUACGACGAGCAGAGCUCAAGACUUUGGUCGACCUUCAUGGCAAUAAGGCAGGUAAAGGUGGCGAGUUGACACAUGAUGAGACCACUAUUAUAAUCGGAGCUUUGGAUAUGACCCUGAAAAAGGCUAAUGAUGCUAUGACUCCCAUCUCUAAAAAUAUUCCCACUUGA
Molecule: messenger RNA, 249 nt
Organism: Linum trigynum
Lineage: Eukaryota; Viridiplantae; Streptophyta; Magnoliopsida; Malpighiales; Linaceae
Source: the annotation of a GenBank genome assembly